This is a messenger RNA of Zasmidium cellare ATCC 36951, 2091 nucleotides long. RefSeq lists its product as uncharacterized. The transcript has 2 exons. Gene Ontology annotation, cellular component: mitochondrion. The record is from RefSeq and is a predicted model, not a curated record. The coding region runs from base 1 to 2091 and encodes 696 amino acids. Lineage: Eukaryota; Fungi; Ascomycota; Dothideomycetes; Mycosphaerellales; Mycosphaerellaceae.
AUGCGAGCCGCCUUCUCCCUUGGCCGGACAUGUCUGCGAUUCGGCAGCCAGCCUGUACGGCCACAGAUUCUUCGACACAUCCAAUACAGCAUACAUAGCGGACGAAGCACGAAAAACUUUUCGAUCCUACGGCAUAUACGGCAGACUUUUAAAGCGCCGCCAGCGCCUGUCAAGGGCGGCACCCUCCUCAUCGCAGCCCUCAGUCCCGCGGCAUUCGUCCAGAUUGCGGAAGAUGAAGAGAAUGGCAAUGGCUUGACACACGAAGAACACAUGCUCGAAAUAUCACGGCAGGAGUUGGCAGAGCACGUGCCAGAAAGAUUGAAGCAUUCCAAGAAGUUCAGGCGGAGUGUAUGGCGGUUUCUGGAUACAUACAUCGUCGAGCCCAUAGCGACGGGGAUCAGGUUUCUGCAUCUGGUGGUUAUAUUUGUGCCUGUCAUUGUGACUAUUCCGGUGAUCUGGUUCGGUGCGAGACAACAUGAAAGAGACGACGAAAGGAGCGGGACGCUGUGGUGGUAUGGCUUUUUGGUUGCAUCUAUGGAGAGGGCAGGUGCGGCCUUCAUCAAGCUUGGACAAUGGGCGGCGAGCAGGACGGAUAUUUUUCCUAAGGAGAUGUGCAUGAUCAUGUCCUCCUUGCACUCCAAUGCGCCGGCGCAUUCACUGAAGGUCACGAAAAGGACAAUCGAGCGAGCGUUUGGGAUGCCCUUUGAGGACAUCUUUGACGAGUUCCACGAGAAACCACUGGGUGUCGGCGCGAUUGCUCAAGUAUACAAAGCGAAGCUGAAGCCAGACCUGGCAGCCAGCGAGGGAGCGAAAGAAGAGCCUCUGAACUUCAGAGAGCGUGCACUGAAGACGGUAGAUCCUUUGCUGAAGAGCACACCUGAGAGAAUACCGUCAACCUAUGUGGCGAUCAAAGUCCUGCAUCCAAAGAUCGAACGGAUUGUACGACGAGAUCUGAAGAUCAUGGGCUUCUUCGCCGCUUUAAUCAACGUUGUGCCUACGAUGGAAUGGCUGUCAUUCCCUGACGAGGUCAAGCAGUUCGGCGAGAUGAUGAGAUUGCAGCUGGAUCUACGAAUCGAGGCCGCCAAUUUGACGCUGUUCAGGAAAAACUUCCGGAACAGAUCGACAGCGUGGUUCCCCUACCCGUACACGCAAUAUACCUCGCGCCAAGUGCUCGUUGAGGAGUUUGCUACUGGUAUCCCGCUGGAACACUUCCUUGAGAACGGCGGCGGCGUGUUCCAGAAAGAGAUCGCAGAUGAAGGUCUUGAUGCCUUCUUGCACAUGCUUCUCAUCGAUAACUUCAUUCACGCCGAUCUGCAUCCUGGGAAUAUCAUGGUUCGCUUCUACAAGCCUGCUACGAUCCGUUCUCGCGCUCAGCUGGACGAGUGGAAGAAAAAGGUCAUUGGAAACCCGAAGCCUGACGUCGUAGACUCUACCGAUGUCACCGAGGACGUUCUGUCGAGACUUCGUCCGCAUCGACACGAGAAGCCCGGAUGGGUGGACACGCUUUCUCAGAUUGACAAGGAAGGUUACCGCCCUCAAUUGAUCUUCAUCGACACAGGCUUGGUGACAGAACUGAACGAGACCAAUCGCACCAACUUUCUCGAUCUCUUCAAAGCGGUCGCCGAGUUUGACGGCUACAAAGCUGGUCAUUUGAUGGUCGAAAGGUGUAGACAACCCGAUGCCGUCAUCGACAAGGAGAUUUUUGCGUUACGCAUGCAGCACCUAGUUCUCGGUGUCAAGAGUCGGACGUUCGCGCUCGGCAACAUUAAGAUUGGUGAUAUCCUGAACGAGGUGCUGGACAUGGUGCGCUCGCAUCAUGUGAGGUUGGAAGGUGACUUUGUCAAUGUUGUGCUUUCCAUCUUGCUAUUGGAAGGCAUUGGCCGGAAUCUGGAUCCGGACCUCGAUUUGUUCUCUGGUGCACUACCGAUUCUACGACAGCUCGGCGCCCAGAACAGCAAAUCAAUGCUUCAGUCUGGUGAUCUAUCCAUGGUCAAGGUCUGGGCCGGUCUGGAAGCGAGGAAGUUCUUGCAGGCGAGUAUCGAGAGCGUGGAGAUGUGCGUCAAGUAUGAUCAGUUGUCGCCGAACAUUUGA